Syngnathus acus (greater pipefish) is the source of this 1779-nucleotide messenger RNA. It is a transcript of the gene necab1, whose product is annotated as N-terminal EF-hand calcium binding protein 1. The record is from RefSeq and is a predicted model, not a curated record. Lineage: Eukaryota; Metazoa; Chordata; Actinopteri; Syngnathiformes; Syngnathidae. Gene Ontology annotation, molecular function: calcium ion binding. Gene Ontology annotation, biological process: regulation of amyloid precursor protein biosynthetic process. Bases 259 to 1299 code for a protein of 346 amino acids. The transcript is spliced from 13 exons. Gene Ontology annotation, cellular component: cytoplasm.
UGGAAAUACUUCACUUGAAGUCACGCAGCUAACGGUUAUUUAGAUGCUACAUCCUGAAUAAUCUUGUUUUACUGACAAAACAGCAUCGAAAGUGUUCUGUUUUAUAAAAACGGAAACGGUGUGGGAGUAUUUCUAACAACUUGACAGCUUGCAGACCAGCAACAGAAAACGAGACGCAGAGCGCAGCUUAAGUCAGUCUUUCACAUUCCUGCGCACUUUACCAGACAGGAAAAAACACAAUAUUUGAUAUUUUUGACGAUGGAUUUCUCAGAGGAAUUGAAACCUGUGUGCGAGGAGCCAGGCGCCCAGACUGAGCUGAAAAAGGGAAUGUCCAUUUUCAUUGAUAUUUUGCGGCGAGCGGAUAAAAACGACGACGGCAAGCUGUCCUUUGACGAGUUCAAGGCCUACUUUUCGGAUGGUGUCCUGACGUCGGAUGAACUGAAGGAACUCUUCCACGCUAUCGACAGCCACCACACUGACAACGUGGACACAGAUGAACUGUGUGAGUACUUCUCGCAGCACCUGGGGGAGUACAAGAAUGUCCUGGCCGCCCUGGAAGCCCUCAACAUGUCCAUCCUGAAGGCCAUGGACAAGACCAAGAAGGAUUAUCAAGAGUCCACCCACCUGGAGCAGUUUGUGACCCGUUUCCUGCUGAAGGAGACGACCAAUCAGCUGCACUCACUCCAGGGCUCACUGGAAUGCGCCGCCGAGACCACCGCCGAGCAGACUCGCAGAGAAAAACACGGUCUGGCUAAACCCGAGGUUCUGUCCAUCCAGUUGUUGGGUCGCAGGUCCAACCGGAGGCUCCAGAGGAACAAUAGCCUCUCCCCCAACAAUCCCAUCAUGGGCCUCGUUAACUCGGGUGCGUACGACGAGGAGAGCCAGUGGACGGUUCAAGUGAACAGGCUACAGAAGCUCAUCGAUCGCCUGGAACAGAAGGAGAUCCGCCUGGAACCCGUCGAAGACGACGUACCAGAGAGCAAGCUGCACAUCCUGAUCGUGCAGAGACAGCUGUCUGUGCUGGAGGACGAGCUGGAGGAGUUUCGCCUGGCGCUCAGACACUACAUGGACUCUGCCAGCGCCCAGACCGGAUGUCUACACGUGGCGCUUCAGCGGCUGGCUAACGAGUCGCGCUUCAUCCUCUACGAAUUCUGGGAGCACAACAGCGUGUGGAAGAAUCACCUGCAGAGCAACUCCAGCAAAACUUUCCAGAGGGCCAACGUGGACUUCCUGGAGACCCCCGAGACUGUCACCACCAUGCUGCUCCCGGCUUCAUGGUGGGUCCUCAACAACAACUGAGAGCAGCAUGUCGCCCAUACUUGGUGCGCAAACACAUGCGCACACACACACGCACACACGCACGCGCGCGCACGCGCACGCACACACACACAGACACACACACACACACACACACACACACACACACACACACACACACACACACACACACACACACACACACACACACACACACACACACACACACACACACACACAUCAUAACCCUUAAUAGAGCUGAUUACUUCCAUGUUUCUUCUUUGUAUCAAUACAAAGUACAAAAUACACACACACACACGAGCAAGUUGCCAGUGUGUGUGCGUAUUCAUCAAUGUGAUGUCAUCGUUGCGCUUGCAUUUCAGAGAUUGUAGCAACAGCACAUGCUUGUUUAAAUGUAGGAAAUGAAUUAAUUCCUACACGAGUCGUUUGUGCAUAGUCAACGUUGCUAAAAGCUUCAAACACGUGAAAUAAAAGAAAUGUUGUGUAGCUCAUGUGUUUCUU